Hemiscyllium ocellatum (epaulette shark) is the source of this 1254-nucleotide messenger RNA. RefSeq names its product forkhead box protein J1-A-like. The transcript has 2 exons. The coding region runs from base 1 to 1254 and encodes 417 amino acids. Lineage: Eukaryota; Metazoa; Chordata; Chondrichthyes; Orectolobiformes; Hemiscylliidae. The record is from RefSeq and is a predicted model, not a curated record. Gene Ontology annotation, molecular function: sequence-specific DNA binding; DNA-binding transcription factor activity. Gene Ontology annotation, biological process: regulation of DNA-templated transcription.
AUGCUGACCUCUCCAGUGCUCGGGGCUGGCCCAGACACAGCCGUCCCACUGCAGCUGUGCCCGGAUUGGGAGGAGUUGGGUUCAGCUGAUGGUUUACCCAAGCUGGAUGACAGCCUGACCAACCUUCACUGGCUACAUCGCUUUGCUCUCCAGGAUACUGAGUGCCAAUCCUCAGCUGUGCCACACAAGCCCAGGUCUGUCGUAGCAGCAACACCAGCCUCACUGGCAAUUUCUCCUGAUCCUGAUAAACCCACCCUGACUGGCACACCCUUAUCAUCAGAAACCCGUGAGGACAUCAACUAUACCAGUGACCCUUACGCCAAGCCCCCGUAUUCCUACGCUGCUCUGAUCUGCCUCGCUAUGAAAUCCAGUAACCAGAGCAAGGUGACACUGUCCACCAUCUACUCCUGGAUCAAACACAACUUCUGCUACUACAGGCACGCUGACCCAAGCUGGCAGAAUUCAAUCAGACACAACCUGUCCCUGAAUAAAUGCUUCCAGAAGGUUCCACGGGGAAAGGACGAGCCUGGUAAAGGAGGGUUCUGGAAGAUUAAUGCUCAGUUUGAGGAACAGUUGGUGGCUAGUAUCUUAAGGCGACACAUUCUGCCCCCAAACCUAUACCAGCUGCUUCAGCCGAGCGGGCAUUCCCUCUCACCAUCGCUGGCUUCUCACCCUGAAACCUCCAGCACUGCCCCACCGCUACAGGUGCCUUUGGAAUCGGUUCAGUUCCUUGCUGAGUUUGAGGAGAUUUCUGCGGGACACUGCGGCUGGAAUCCAUCCUUGUUUGAAGUGAGAGCGGCUGAGAAGGAGGCAGGGCCGGAGGUCGCAGUGUCUGGGCUGAGUCCUGUCACCAGCUCCCCGCUCCUGACACAGGAGGAGGAGGAGGAAAUUGGCUCUCUGACAGGAGAUCUCGAUUGGGAGGUGAUGCUCAAGUCCACCCUUGAUCAGGAAUGUACAGCAGCUGGUGUCCUGGAGACUCUGAGUCCAGCCACCCCUCUUCCAGGGGAGUUCAGCCACCCUCUCAAUAACAAACCCAUGGAGUUUGGGCCUGAUAACUGGUCCCUCUGCUCUGAUCCUUCCCUGACCCCAGGCAGGGAGACUCUCGAGGUACCCUUGCAGAAACAUCCCUGGGACGAGGGGCGAAUGGGGAUGGACCCACUCACCCAAUCUUACAAUGAACUCCACAAAUGGGAAACCAUUGGGUCGUUCCAAGAGGCAAUGAGAGACUCAUUAUCCAACAACCCAACAUUGUAA